Molecule: messenger RNA, 3667 nt
Organism: Aspergillus nomiae NRRL 13137
Lineage: Eukaryota; Fungi; Ascomycota; Eurotiomycetes; Eurotiales; Aspergillaceae
Product: glycerophosphocholine phosphodiesterase
Exons: 4
Coding region: 1-3573 (1190 amino acids)
Biological process (GO): glycerophospholipid catabolic process
Molecular function (GO): protein binding; glycerophosphocholine phosphodiesterase activity
Source: RefSeq, a predicted model, not a curated record
AUGAAGUUUGGGCGCAAUCUUCCACGGAAUGUCGUUCCUGAGUGGAGCUCCUCCUACAUCAAGUACAAGGCGUUGAAGAAGCUCAUCAAGUCGGCGGCAGAAGAUGUGAAGGCUGGCCAUGAGGCAGAUCUUGCCGGAUUCUUUUACUCCCUCGAUCGAAAUCUCGAGGACGUCGACUACUUCUAUAACAAGAAGUACUCGGAUUUUGCUCGCCGCCUCAAGUUGCUAGAGGAUCGGUAUGGCCAAUCUUUGGAUGCUGGUCAUCGUCUUGACUCGGAGGAGGUUGAGGACCUUCUGGCCGCCUUGCUUGAGCUGCGCGGCCAGCUACGGAAAUUACAGUGGUACGGCGAAGUCAAUCGCCGUGGGUUCAUCAAGAUCACCAAGAAACUGGAUAAGAAAGUAGGCGUCCAUGCGCAGCGGACUUAUUUAGAAACGAAGGUCGACCCAUCUCCAUUCGCCUCGAAUGCGCGGGUCACCGAGUCAUUGAAGCAAAUCAAUGACUGGCUUUCGGUACUUGGUGAGCAGAAGGUCUCAGACGAUGCCAGCUCCACUCGCUCUUCCCUCUCACUGAAGAGGGGUCCGGCUCGCCCACACUUGAACUUACCCUCGAGUUUGCUUGUCGCUGUCGACGAAGCGUUGCGCAAAGAUGACACACACGUCCUCCUGGAAUUACUGGAGGACCUUAGAACUUCUACGGACAAGCUUGGAGGAAACCUUUUCCCUAAAGUCCUCGAGAGCCUCUUGCAGCGGUCUAUUUACUACCGCUCGAAAAGCUGCAUUUCCGUCCUGCUCGACCGAAUGGAUAGCCUCGAUGAUGAAGAUGAUAUCAACAAGCGUAACUGCAUUCACAGAUUAGUGAUCUCAAUCGGUCGGACACAGUCCACGACUGACUCGGAGGAGUCCGCUUCAAUGGUCCUGGACUUCCCCCUUGAAACCUCCAAUUAUAUUACGCCCGCUGCCCUGCCAACAUUGCAGCCUCCUCGGAAUGUAGUGAAGGAGUCGGAUCACCCUCAGCAUUUGGAUAGAUCAGAUCCGUCGGUAUCGCUUCUACACCACCUGCUAGAGGAGCUCCGGCCUAGGCAACGACCUGCUCUGCUUUCCAAGGAUAUCUCGGGUCGUACCCCACUGCACUAUGCUGCUCAGUAUGGGUUCAGAGUGGUCUGUGAAGUCAUCAUCGAGCACCUGCAGGCGUGGGAUAUGUUUGAUGUUUCUGGGGGUAUCGAUGGGCCGCACUGGCAGGAUAAUGAUGGUUGGGCCCCUCUGCAUCUGAGUGUGGUUGGUGGUCACCCAUUAACUACACGCACCCUUUUAGACGCCGAGAACUGGCAAGAUGCCAGUGCGGACAAGUCGACCACCCGGAAACAGGUCUCCAAAUCAAGCGCAGUACUUGCGAUGGCCACAAAGGCAAACUUUGUUGAUAUCGUCAAGCUUCUGGUGGAUGCAGGGGUUGAUAUCAACUAUCAGGAUGAGCAGGGCGAAACCGCGUUACAUGUCGCAGCCCGGUUUGGCCAUCAUAUGUGCGCCAAGAUCUUGUUAGAGGGCAACUGUGACCAAAAGGCGGAUACGGAAUUGGUUGAGCACACGUACUCUUGGACACCACUGUUCAUUGCCAGUGUUGAUGGGUCGCUGAGCGUUGUAGACCUGCUGAUUGAAGCUGGUGCCGACCUUGAAAAAGCCGACUCCUCUGGGUGGACUGCGAAGGAACAUGCAGCGCUGAGAGGUCACCUUGACAUCGCUCGACGUCUUGCCGAACUUACACCUGAGCCUGAUGUCGCGGAAGCCGAGCCUGUGAUACCGAUCCCUGUAGCUUCCUCCUCUCCUCCAGCCCCAUCCUCUUUGAUAGAGCGAAGAUCUAACACCAGCACGCCCUCGGGUAGUUCUAGUACGCGGGAUGUUGAACCUGUUAAAUCUUUUGGACACAGGUAUCUUACCGACGAGGCCAUGAUACUGGUGAGCCUGGGUACCAUGGAUAUGCACAGGCCCGUGGAAGCAGUUAACCUUGAUCGUAUCCCAAUGGAGAACGCUCAUUCCACCCAGCUUGAUACUGCAUUGUCCAUCGUUGUUUCUGCUAACGGGGCUCAUGGAGAACCCGAGAUCAUCGAUCUGCCUGUGCAAGACAAUAUCUCGACGGAGCCAAUCGUUUUCCAUACUGCCGACGCGACGAAAGUGAGACUUUUAUUCGACCUCGUCCCGACCUAUGCUGGUUCGAAAGACCAGGUGGUUGGGCGUGGUGUGGCGCUACUCUCUAGCAUUAAGCAAAGCGUAGGCUCCAAUCGCAUCAACUUGAAGGGUGACUCGACUGUGCCUAUUGUGGCUGCAAACACCCUGGAAGUCAUCGGCACGGUCACAUUCAACUUCCUCAUCGUCACGCCUUUCAAGCACCCGAACAUGUCCAUCACCGGUGACCGGACCUAUUGGAAGAGUAUGAGCUCGACCAUGGUUAUUGGACACCGUGGCUUGGGUAAGAAUAUGGCCAGCCGCAAUUCGUUGCAGCUUGGUGAAAAUACGGUGCAGUCGUUCAUUGCAGCCGCGAACCUUGGCGCAUCUUAUGUUGAAUUCGAUGUACAGCUGACCAAGGAUCAUGUUCCCGUUAUUUAUCAUGAUUUCCUCGUCAGUGAAACCGGAAUUGAUGCGCCAGUUCAUACUCUCACGUUGGAACAAUUCCUUCAAUUGGGUGACAGUGGAUCGUCUCGUCGAUCUGGCUCCCCAUCUCAGGCGCUUGAUGCUCUUGGAAAGGAGGCAAACACUUCUGCUCUUCGUCAACGCUCAAUGUCUGUCGGUGGUUUUGAAUAUGACCCUGCGGAAUUAAACGAGAAGAUCAAGCACACUCGCGAUUUCAAGAAGAAAGGCUUCAAAGGCAACACCCGAGGCAAUCACAUCCAAGCACCCUUCGCCACAUUGGAAGAGCUUUUUAAGAAACUUCCUAAAUCUGUUGGAUUCAAUAUUGAACUGAAAUACCCCAUGCUCUAUGAGAGUGAGGAAGAGGAGAUGGAUACCUACGCAGUGGAACUGAACUCCUUUGUGGACACGGUUCUUACCCAGGCGUACGAGUUAGGUCAAGGCCGCAACAUGAUCUUCUCUAGUUUCAACCCUGACAUUUGUUUGUUGCUUUCCUUCAAACAACCCUCUAUCCCGGUGCUCUUCUUGACGGAUUCUGGAGCCUCUCCUGUUGGUGAUAUUCGCGCCAGCAGUCUGCAGGAGGGAGUUCGGUUUGCGUCCAGGUGGAACCUGCUCGGUGUUGUCUCGCAGGCCGAGCCACUCGUACUCUGUCCUCGACUGGUUCGAGUCGUUAAAGAGUCGGGUCUGGUUUGUGUCUCUUAUGGAACUCUAAACAAUGAUCCUGCCAAUGUCAAGCGCCAAGUGUCUGAAGGUAUUGACGCGGUCAUUGUCGACUCUGUUCUCGCCAUCCGAAAGGGUCUUACGGAGCAUCAGAGCAACUCAGUUACUCCUCAACGUAGCCCACUCGUCCAGCCUACCCCAGUUGCUCUGAAAGAUACUCUUCAAAUACCCAUUCUCAACCAUGCUGAGCAGAAAGACGAUCACCUUCACAUAAAGCCGGAGGCUGUCAUUUGAGCGCCUGUCAUUGCAUAGGCAAUUCAACCUGCCACCAAGCCAAAGGCAUGGUUUCUACACCAUUAUGCAAUUUAAUGAGAUAUAGAUGUUUAGU